Molecule: messenger RNA, 4778 nt
Organism: Sceloporus undulatus (fence lizard)
Lineage: Eukaryota; Metazoa; Chordata; Lepidosauria; Squamata; Phrynosomatidae
Gene: KLHL18
Product: kelch like family member 18
Exons: 10
Coding region: 143-1894 (583 amino acids)
Molecular function (GO): protein binding
Source: RefSeq, a predicted model, not a curated record
CGUCUCUCUCUGUGUCUCUUUUUCUCUUCCUCAGCGGAGGAGGCGAGGAGAAGCUGGCCUUGUCCGACGGUGGCCGGGCGGGGCCAAGCAGCGAAGCUCGCUCUGAGGGGAAAGCGGAGGCGGCGGCAACGGAGGCUUUGCCAUGCUGGAAGCGGCGGGUCCGGACCCGGAGCUGGACCCGGAGGACCUGGUCCACUUCUCGGUGGGGGACCUGCCCAGCCGCGGCUACGGGGUCAUGGGCGAGAUCCGGCGGCAGGGCAAGCUCUGCGACGUCACCCUCAAGGUUGGAGACCACAAGUUUAGUGCCCACCGGAUUGUCUUGGCAGCUUCUAUCCCUUAUUUCCACGCCAUGUUCACGAAUGACAUGAUGGAAUGCAAGCAAGAUGAGAUUGUCAUGCAGGGCAUGGAUCCAAGUGCGCUGGAAGCUCUGAUCAACUUUGCCUAUAAUGGUCACUUGGCAAUAGACCAGCAGAAUGUCCAGUCCUUGUUGAUGGGAGCAAGCUUCUUGCAGCUGCAGAACAUCAAGGAUGCCUGUUGCUCUUUCCUCAGGGAGAGGCUUCACCCAAAAAACUGCCUAGGAGUGCGGCAGUUUGCUGAAACCAUGAUGUGUGCCGUACUCUACGAUGCUGCCAACAGCUUCAUCCACCAGCACUUUGUUGAAGUGUCCAUGUCAGAAGAGUUCCUAGCCCUAUCCUUUGAGGACGUCUUGGAGCUAGUCUCGAGAGACGAGCUCAACGUUAAGCUGGAGGAGCAGGUCUUCGAAGCUGCCUUGGCGUGGGUGAGGUAUGACCGUGAACAUCGAGAAGCCUUUUUGCCGGAGCUCCUUUCCAAACUCCGUCUCCCUCUCUGUCGGCCCCAGUUCCUCACAGAUCGCGUGCAACAGGAUGAGCUGGUCCGCAGCUGCCACAAGUGCAGGGACCUCGUGGAUGAAGCGAAAGAUUAUCACCUCAUGCCAGAGCGCCAACCACACCUUCCGGCUUUCAAAACCCGUCCCCGCUGUUGUACCUCCAUUGCAGGCCUGAUCUAUGCUGUGGGAGGCCUCAAUUCUGCAGCAAAUUUCUACGCAGGCGACUCGCUGAACGUGGUGGAAGUCUUUGACCCCAUUGCCAACCACUGGGAGAAGUGCCAGCCAAUGACGACAGCUCGUAGCCGAGUCGGUGUGGCCGUGUUGAAUGGACUCUUGUAUGCCAUUGGUGGGUACGACGGGCAGCUGAGACUGAGCACGGUGGAAGUUUACAACCCAGAGACGGAUUCUUGGUCCAAAGUGGGAAGCAUGAACAGCAAACGAAGUGCCAUGGGGACAGUAGUACUGGAUGGACAGAUCUAUGUUUGUGGCGGGUAUGAUGGCACCUCCUCCCUCAACUCGGUAGAAGCAUAUUCCCCUGAAACAGACAGAUGGACUGUAGUGACUCCAAUGAGCUCCAAUCGCAGUGCGGCCGGCGUUACAGUAUUUGAAGGCCGGAUCUUUGUCUCCGGUGGUCACGAUGGACUCCAGAUCUUCAAUAGCGUAGAAUACUACAAUCACCACACAGCUUCAUGGCAUUCUGUGGCCAGCAUGCUCAACAAGCGCUGCCGGCAUGGAGCAGCCUCCCUCGGCAGCAAGAUGUUCGUCUGUGGCGGUUAUGAUGGCUCAGGCUUCCUCAGCAUUGCCGAGGUGUACAAUUCCAUGGCAGACCAGUGGUACCUGAUUGUGCCCAUGAAUACCCGGCGCAGCCGCGUCUCCCUUGUCGCGAACUGUGGCCGUUUGUAUGCCGUAGGGGGCUACGAUGGACAGUCCAACCUGAGCUCUGUAGAAAUGUACGACCCCGAAACCAACCGCUGGACGUUCAUGGCCCCCAUGGUGUGCCACGAGGGAGGGGUUGGGGUGGGAUGUAUACCUCUCCUGGCAAUAUGACCUGGCGAGGCGGGACAGGGUGGCGUAUGUACGCAGUGCAUGCAAGCCAUAACUGCCAGGGGCAGGAGAGAGCCCAUUGUUCAUGAAGAGACAGCUGACAGAGCAAGACAUCCAUUCUACAAAGAGAGGUACAUCGCAUUUCAAGGUGCUUGGAACGUUGUCCAUUCGAAAAACGCACAAAACGUCUCACUCAGUGGAAUCACGUCACUGUGGUGUUGGUUCCACAAGUUUGACAGUUCAGGCUAUGUGAAUGAAGGCUGCCUCCCUCUUUCUCCAUGCUCUGCCAGGCUUCCAGCCUCUUUUGGUCAUUCCUGCCCUUGCCCUUCCUGAUGCUACUACCCUUGGUCUGUUUGUGAUUGUGUCAACAGGUUUGUGCUGGCUUUGUUAGAACAGUGAGAUGUGUGGUAUGAAGCAGAGGUGGGAAUCGUGGAAACCUCCAGAUGCUGUCAGACUGGGAGUCCCAGCAGCCCUAGUCAUCAUAGCCGCUGGUGGGUCAUGCUGGAGUUGCACUCCAGUAACAUCUAGAGGGUCACAGGCAUCUCACCCCCCAAGGUAUGAGAGAGAAGGUAAUAUUCUAUUGCCAUUCCUUUUAAAGCUGAAGAGAGGGAGUUUGCUUCUCCUCAGCCAUGUAAACACUAUGGAGGCAAGGAAAUUGGUGUGUGUGUGUGUGUGUGUGUGUGUGUGUGUGUAUUCAGCACAUGUCUAAUGCCCUUCCCGCACAAACAAGAGGGUUUUUUUACCCCUGGUAAUGUCCAGUUCAUGAGAAGAAAACAAAAGGCUUUAAAAAGCACACCAUGGCCCUUCCUCUACCUGAACAUGAAUGUGCACCUGUAUAUCAUUGGAAUAGCAAGAGUUUACCUGGUUAUCGCCAGCCUGUUCUCCUGAGCCACUUUAGACCAGGAGCAUUCUUUUUUUCCUAGCAGGAGGUGACCCAGAAUUUGGCUUCGAGGUCAUUUCCUAUUACUUUCCUGGCAACACAGGAGACUAUGGUUGGCUAUCCUCAUGGCCUCUCUAAUUCCUGUGCUGGCUGGUGGUGCAAUGUUGACUGAAACCAAAAUAUCUGUCCUUUUAAUGCCUGCAUGUUACAACCAUAUUUGCAAUGGAGGAAGAGGCAGGGUAGAAUUUUGGAAGGAAAAAAUAAUUCUUUUGAGAUUAUCCUUGGGCAUGAACACCCUUAAAGAAAAGGUUAUCUCAUAUUUUGGUGAAGUGUUAGGGAGAAAGUGUGCUGGUGCAAUUUUUGCUGGUGGAAUAUGAAUGAUCUUCACAUCGUGGCUUUUGUGUGCUGUGACUUUUUGAGCCUGUUUUGACAGCUGCCAUGAAAUGGAUGUUUUCUUGCUUCUGGGAAAUUACACAGUCAAGAGAGACUGGUCAUGGAUAUAUAAAGAUAUAUGAAAUGGCCCAAAGCCUGGGCCAUCUUGAGCAUGCAUGCGUAUGUUCUCACAUGCAUUUGCUGCAGAGUCCCAAGCAUGUUAAGUUUUGGGUUUUUUUUCCCCCCCAGGCCAGGAUCAAUCACUUCUUGGUAGCAGUUUCCAGUUUAAAAGCAAAAUAAAUAUUGCUCUGUGUUUUCUCAAUGUCGUGUCAGCUUGUUUUUCAGUUUGACAUCCUACUUGCUCACAGGACUGAGCUUCUGCUGCUCCCUUCGCCUGGAUUCAAGAGAUUUUCCCCAUAGCUGGAUGUCAAAUUGAAAAAAAGGUUGCUGCUUUCCUCAAAAGUGACAGCAUCAAAGCCAAAUGUUAGGGAUGGGGGCAUUGACCACUGAAGAGGGACACAGUGCAGAGUCAGUGGCCUCCAUAUUCUUUAAUACUUCACUACCUGAAAACCUGCCACUCCCUUUUUGGAGGGAAAGAUCAAAAGGGUCAGGCGAAUUAUUUGGAUCUGCCCCUCUUUCUUUUCACCUUAGAAGGGCUAUUUCCCUGCUUCUGAGUUAGAGGGAUAGAUGGACUCUAUCCCUUCUUCACAAUGGAUUCAUGGCUCAUGGAAGUGCUUGUCUAACUCUAGGAAGUAUGAUUACCAUGUACAGUGUGAAUGAAGCACCUUUGAGCAUGGGCAGGCAUUUGUCAUGAAACAUACCUGAGCACCAUCUUGUCAUCACUAUUUAGAGCAUCGAUUAUCUCCAGAGCAGUUUUGAGUGGGGAAGGAGGAGGGGUUGGCUUUCAAAGGCAUGUCAUGCCAUAAUCUGGUUCCCAGUAGAAGUGAUAUAGAGAAGUGCAAGGGUUGCCGUAAAGCAAAGGUGAGGAAAGUGCGACCUGCCAGCCACAUGUGACCUCCAAGCCUCCCCAUUGUUUUUGACCCUAAAUGCUCAAAACAUCAAAACAGAGAUGAAGAAUACAAAAAGGUCAAGCAAGGCCUUGUGUCACUUGUUGGCACAAACCUCUUUUGGAGGGCCAGAAACAUGGCAGAAGAUGUUUGAGGGUGCAUUUGUGGGCAAAAAGAAAUGAAAUUUGGGGAGGGCUUCCAAGGUCCUCUGGGGGGCUAGUAAUGCCCCCCUAAUCUCCAAUAGUUUCCCAUAUCUGCCAACGAGGGAGGUUGUGAAUGGAUGUUGUACAUUGGCUGAAUGCACUUGGUAUUCCCGCAGCCUAUUCUGUGCCUCUUCUGACAAGCUCAGCAGUAUGGAUUUUCACACUACAAAACAAGAGGCAUUGAACCUCCAGGCACAACCACAAAUAAUGACCAGGUACCAGCAUUGAGAAGGGUUUCAGACCAUGCUGGUACGCCUCUCCACGCAAGUGCAAAUGGCCAGCAACUUGCAUUCAUGUGAAAUAAUGUACGUAAAAGUCUUGUCUGUUCCUGUGUUGGUUGGUGGAAGCUUGAGGCAGAGGAUAAAGAGCAGGAGGUGGCAAGACAGCUCUUCUCCUUGUUCCAAAUAUAUUUAACUUGAAAUUUA